AGACCCUCUUACAAAUUAGCCCAAGAGAGAAAAAAACGAUCUGUGUGAAGGAGCGUGUAAGAGCAAGAUGGUCGCUCGGACGUAGAAGGUGUCUGCUAAAACCGCUUCUCAUUUUUCACUCCUGUGCAAUCCCAGCAAACAUUUUCCGGUGUAUCAGUAACAGUUGCGGAGUCGUGGUGGCGGGGGUGCAAGACGUUACACGUGACGUGACACUGGAGUCGACACGGACGGUGGUGGUGUCACCACCUUCCCCCACCACAGAGAUGUCGGGAGACCAUAAAAAGGUUAUUAAAGGGAGCCCAUCCCAAUAUGUAAAGCUAAAUGUGGGUGGGUCUUUACACUACACAACCAUAGGAACUCUCACAAAACAUGAUAACAUGUUGAGAGCUAUGUUCUCUGGACGGAUGGAAGUUUUAACAGACUCUGAAGGUUGGAUCUUGAUUGACCGGUGUGGAAAGCAUUUUGGCACAAUCUUGAACUACUUAAGAGAUGAAAGUAUUCCUAUGCCAGAGAACCAAAGGGAGUUAGAGGAGUUAUUAGCAGAGGCAAGAUACUACUGCAUGAGCGACCUUGUUGCUGAGUGUGAAGAUGCAAUGAAGCAGAAAGAACCUGAGAAAGAUCCUGUGAAAGAUCCUAUGUGUUGUGUUCCUCUCAUUACAUCACAGAAAGAAGAACAGAUGCUCAUACAGUCAACCACUAAGCCAGUUGUUAAAUUACUUGUAAAUCGACAUAACAAUAAAUACUCGUAUACAAGUACAUCAGAUGACAACCUAUUGAAGAACAUUGAGCAUUUUGAUCGACUGGCCUUGAGAUUCAGUCGGCGCGUUUUAUUCAUUAAGAAUGUAAUAGGAUCUAAUGAAAUAUGUCUUUGGGCAUUCUAUGGACAUGGGAAGAAAGUAGCAGAAGUGUGUUGUACAUCUAUUGUAUAUGCAACUGAUAGGAAGCAUACAAAGGUUGAGUUCCCAGAAGCAAGAAUCUAUGAAGAGACGUUAAAUGUGUUACUCUACGAAAAUCUCACAGGACCAGAUGCUGAGCUUAUGCAGGCUACAUCAACCCGAGGGGCAGUGGCACCAGUUGUAUGCACAUCUGAUGAUGAGGAGGAUAGGAGAGGAGGUGCCUGUUCACAGUCAGGCUUAGGGAGGCUAAGAUCCAACAAAAAUAACCAGUUGAAAUAAAAAGGGUGAAUUGGGUAAGAGACCUUAAAUUCUCAGAUAUUUAUACAGUAUAAGGAGAGUUUGUCAUUAUUAUUAUUAUUAUAAUUAUUAUUAUUAUUAUUAUUAUUAUUAUUAUUAUUAUUAUUAUUAUUAUUAUUAUUAUUAUUUUAUUAUUAUUAUUAUUAUUAUUAUUAUUAUUAUUAUUAUCAUAUAUGAUGGUAAGCAGCUCUGGGCAGACAUUAAUAUAGUUGCCAGAGGCUUUGCUCAAACAAUUCAACAGAUUCACAGCUGCCAACAUUUGACAAAACUCAAUUAUGUAGCUGUAAGGGAUCACGACAAUAAUAGCCCAUAAUGUCCCUGGAUAAGCGUAACAAUUGUUUCACCUUACGGUUACUUAAGCUUGAAACAUGGAAGCACAGCCAGUUAAUGGAAAAAUAAAUGUUUAAUGUCUGUAUUUAAGUAAUUUGUUAUAUUCAUUUUUAUUAAUCAAUGUCCCCUAUUAUUUUUGAGGCCCACUUGAGAGGAAUUUCUUGAUAUUGUAUAUAUUUUAUAUAAAUAUUUCUAAUUUUUACAAAUUUCAAGGAAUAUGCCAUACAACUAGUUCAUAAAAGUUAUAUAAACCAACUAUAAAGAUAUUGAUUAAUAAUGAUUAAGGAAUUCCACUGUCUGUGUGGGUACUUUUUUCAAUAGUGCUAAUUUUGUGUGCUAAUGAAUCUCUGCAUUUGAAAGGGGAUGCUCUUAUGUAUGGCUCUUAUAUUGUACAUCUCCACUGAAAUAUUGGGAUGUGUCUUGUUUUGGUCUUAUAACCCAAGAUUUUUCCAAGAAGCGCUUCUGUGAUGAAUGUAGAGUAGGAUGUUUGUAAUCAGGGAAACUGUAUUUCCUGGAAUGUUCAUAUUUGAGACGUAAUAAUUAUAAAGGGCCAUAUUUUCCUGUUAUCUACUCAUUACAUUACCUAUCACUAUAUGUUGUCAUAAUAUUUGAAGGCAUGUACCUGCAAUUUUUCUUUUUUUCUUUUCCUUUUUUAGACCAAGGAGUUUUUUUUUAAGAUAUACUAGUAGAAAUGUCUUCCUUAACGUUAUUUUGAUAAAAAUUUUGUUAGUAUAAUAUUUAGCAUGAAAUCAUCUAAACAGAAGUAUUCUGCUUUUACUAAUUAUUUUUUAUUUUGGUUAUUAUUUUUAUGAACAUUUCUGCUAUUUAACUAUUUUUAAAAGGAUCUGCCAACCAAGGUAUAUCACAAACAUCUACAUACUUACUGGGGGGGAGGGUGUCCAUAAUGCCAAAGUUUUCAUUGUUAUUUCAGAAAACAAUAAUACCAUUUGCUGCCAUAUAUCUUAAUUAAUGCAGUGGCUGCUUUUUUGCACUGAAACCUGUAUCCAUGUAGCAUGUUUGGUUCGUAAGGCUAGUCCUGAGUUAUCUUUUUAUAUGAUGUGAUAUCAAUAAAACUAUUUACAGUU
Molecule: messenger RNA, 2608 nt
Organism: Penaeus chinensis
Lineage: Eukaryota; Metazoa; Arthropoda; Malacostraca; Decapoda; Penaeidae
Product: BTB/POZ domain-containing adapter for CUL3-mediated RhoA degradation protein 3-like
Exons: 7
Coding region: 264-1175 (303 amino acids)
Biological process (GO): protein homooligomerization
Molecular function (GO): protein binding
Source: RefSeq, a predicted model, not a curated record